Molecule: messenger RNA, 729 nt
Organism: Trifolium pratense (red clover)
Lineage: Eukaryota; Viridiplantae; Streptophyta; Magnoliopsida; Fabales; Fabaceae
Product: F-box/LRR-repeat protein 16-like
Exons: 1
Coding region: 24-650 (208 amino acids)
Source: RefSeq, a predicted model, not a curated record
AAUACAUUAUUCUGUUCUUAACGAUGGCGGCAGCAGCAAAACCAUGUUCUUAUUUACCAGAGGAGUUAUGGGAGUACAUUAUCAAAUUCCAUGACGGGGACGACGCCACUUUGAUGUCUCUCUCAUUCGUCUCUAAACAGUUUCUCUCCAUCACCAAUCGUGUCCGGUCCACUGUCACAAUUACCAACCAAACAAUCCCUUUCCUCCCUUGCCUAUUCUACAGGUUCCCCAACAUCACAUCCCUCAAUCUCCCAUCAUUCUCCAAUAUAGCCGGCCUUGAUGCCCUUCUCUGCAUAAUCCCCACUCUCCUUUUAGACAUUAAAUCACUCAAUAUCUCCAAGACCAACAAUAUUCUUGCAAGUAAGUUACGAGCUCUGUCCAAAAAGAUGAAAAAUUUGAGAUCUCUCACUUGUUCCAACAAUUAUUUUGUUGACGUGAGCGAACUCUUCUUUAUCGCUGAUCGUUUCCCUUUACUCGAAGAACUCAACCUCAAUUUUCGCACUAUUUAUCCUGCAUAUAAUACCGUGUUUAAUAAUUAUCAUCAAUUCUUGCCACUACCCAAACUCCGCAAGAUUAAUUUAUUUGGUGAUGAAAUGAGUUAUAAACUUUUUAGUUCUCUAUGGGAGAGACAUUUUACCAUCGAUUUGUAAUUGAAGUUUACCUGUGAUCAUCAUGAUUAACUUCGUUGUUUGCUUGCUUUGAUAUCCAAAUGCCAUAUAUAUAGAAUGA